GUUCGGAACAUGUAGCUAGCCAUCAGUCAACUGUCGCUGAGGCGUGAAGAGAACAAAAGCGCUCUUCGCGCAACAGGCAAGGAUCGAGCGGCGUUAUAAAAAGCAGGUGGAGAGAGGAGAGCCUAGCCUGCUGCUGGCUCGUUGCGGCUCCCUGCUGGGUACGUCACAAGGGCUCCGGUCAAACGUCACGCUCAGCCGAGGACGAAAAGGAUGUGUGUGCCUGCUGUGCGGUGUGCAGUGUCGCGUUGUUGUUAUAGAUGACCCGCUGAGCGCUGAGCCUUUGCCGUGCCACUGGGUCACUAUGUGCGGUCUGUUGCUCCGCGCUUGUGAGCUGCAGCAUUAAAACAUUGAGUGGUAUCGCAUAUCGUUGCCGGCUCUAAAUGGCAACCGCUGAACCUCGGUGCGGCGACAGUGAUGUCAGCUUCAGAAAAGACGGACGUUUCGACUGGCCCGCGGGCCAAUGGAUCGACAGGCUCGAAUUGCAAGUGCGAGCCCGCAGCCGUGAUCGUCAAGCCGUCGGUGCGGACGGCGUUCAAGCAGCGCAAGUACACGAUUCUCGACGGGCUGUGCGUGCUUUGUUCGGUGGGCAGCUUUCUGUUCGACACCGGCUCGGACAUCUGGGUUGCGUACCGACACUACAAGGACGGCAGUUAUUGGUAUUUUGGGUUGACAGUCGCCUUUAUCAUGGUGCCCGCAACGAUCAUGAUGGGCUUUAGCUUUAGGUGGUAUUUGCUAGAUCUCAAGCAGCACCAGAAGCACCCGUCCAAGCUUCAGUGGUUCGUGAGGACUGCCUUUCACUUGCUACAACUGGGACAAGUCGUCAGAUAUGUGGACGCUCUCAUCUAUGGCCUUAAGAGCGCCCGCAGCAAGUCGGAGCAGCGCGAAUUCUACAGACGGAGCGCGGAGGAAGACGUCGACGCCAGCAUGCUGCGCCUCUUUGAGUGCUUUAUGGAGGCCACGCCGCAGCUGAUUCUGCAGAUCUGCAUCCUUGCCAGGGACUAUCCGCAUCAGGAGGAAGACUUUUGGACAAUGGUGGCACAGAACGUGUCCAUCGUGACAUCCCUGGUGUCAGUGGCCUGGUCCCUGGCCUCGUACAACAAGUCGCUGCGGCUGGUCAUCGAGGACAAGGCGAACAUGCGGUGGCGCGGUGCGGCCGUCUACUUCCUCUGGCGCCUCUUUGUCAUCGUGCCUCGAGUGCUGGCCCUGGGGCUGUUCGCUUCUCUGUUCCCACUCUACAUGUUCCUCGUCUGCGGCUUUCGCUGGCUGAUCAUGUCUGCCUGGAUCAUCUCCAUGAAGACACAGUUCUACGAGAACAGGGUGGAGGAGCUUGUGUACAACCUGGUGCUCGGUGUGGUGUUCAUCUUCUGCUACCUAAACCCAGUGGACACUCCAACUCGGUUUCGCAUGUCUGCCUUCUACGUGGGCACCUUCAUUGAGAACAGCGUCCUGCUUGGUGUCUUCUAUGUAUACAGUCCACAGGACAUCUGGUACAAGGUUCCUGCAGUGCUCGGUGGAACGCUCUGCUUUUUUCUUGGCAUCACCUUCAUGGUGAUCUACUAUCUUCUCCUCCACCCUACGAGCAGCAUUCCGCUGGUGCUGCGCCGUAACCAGUGUCUUCCGGUACCACGAGUGCAGAUCCGCGAGGAGAUUCUCAAGGCCAGCGCGCUCGAGAAUGACAUGGCCAGCCACCUCGAAUCUCUCACCACACAGUCUCCGCCCAGUGAAGACGACUGCAGCUGCUCCUGCAAAACAGACAGUAGUGCACGAGACAGCCACAAUAAGGUUGACGUUUAACCAAGAGUGCCAAUUAGGCCAGGGCCACUGGUGGAAGGUUUGCGUUGCAGUGACCCAGCAGUCACUGAUAAGGUGGCUCUGCAUAUGGAAAGAUUUUUGAAGAGCUGUAUGGAGGAAGGAUUUCGCACAAUAUACUUGACUUGUCUGCUUUUUCAAAAUGGCACUACCACAUAGGCUCGCACAGACAGAGUUAGAUAACACCAGCAAGUACAAAACAAGCCAACUUCUGACUGGCUGUGUCUUUACACGGCUGAGCGGGAGUUGUUGCUUCAUUCACGAAAACGUGGCUUCUGUUUGCCUCCUAAAGUACUUCCAUUACACCUGUCUCUACAGUGUUCAGAACAUUUUCAUGAAUGUAACGAAAUUUUUCUUCAUUUUUCCAUAAUUGCCAGCCGAGGUUUGCACUUUGUUUUAUAUUUAAGACCAUAAAAAGCACAACAUUUCUUUCCUCUCCAGUUCCAUUUUUCAAGUUAACAUAUGCUCCACCAUCAGGCAACUAAGCUAUGUGGAGAAACCACCUUGUCAGUGACUUGUACCACUAAAACGUAAACAUGAUAACGUCAGAAGUGAAGUUGGGCUGCAGUGCGCGUGACAGUUAUCAAUGGGCACCUCAACAACCUCAACAUUGUAUGAAGCAGUCACCAAUGACAACGGCUGUCAAUUUAGUAGCGGGUGCAUUGAAUGGUUCCACUGGUCACCAUGCAGCAAACUCCUGUUGGUGACAGCCUUGUGCCACUGUAGUUCUUCGCUGCUGUCACUGCUUGGACCAGAGUUUCAGGCUGCACACAGUGUUUGAUGACGAUAGUGUCUGAGCUGGAGGAUGGUUGCCAUAUGUCUUUCUCUUAUGACCCCCUUGUACAGGCUGUCAUGUCGUGGGUCACACGUACAGCCUGCUGAGUUUUAAGUAAUAUAGUUUGAGUGUCAACCGCAUGGAAUGUCAGUGCCUUAUGACGGUGAGGAGCGGCGAGAUUGACAAUAGUGUAUGCAAGCAUACAAAGCACUCUCCAGCAUAAGCAUCGUCUGCUACGUUAUUUGCUUCAUGAGUGUACGUGUCCUAUUUUUGUUAUUCGUGAGCUCGCGUCAUUCACUGACAAACCUCAUAUGCACCAGUAACAGCCCCUUCACGUAUCUUUUUUUCUUUUAGUCCAUGGCACAUUCGUGGGUCUAGCAGUACGAAAGAAUAAUGGAAAAUGGAUUGCAGAUGACACAUCAUAGCCAUGGAGGUGCUUGUCUUCACACCGGAUCUUUUGUAAACAAAACUGCACAGAUAACCCUGGAACAUCAUGUGUCCUUCUAAAGCGAUAAAUGUAGCAGAAGAUGCUUGUACUAAAGUGUGCCUUGCACGCAUGUGCCUAGUAUCCCCACUCUCAACGCAUCUUGCCGUUAUAAGACGCUGUAUUGCUGAAUUUGCUGCCGCUUCAAACGCUGCUAGUUUUAAUUGUUAGAUGCGUUAGUCGUACUUGGAUAACUUGUGAUCAUGCCUCAGGGUUCAACUUACUGCACUGCACUCACUUGCCACUUAGUUUGUAUUUAGUGGAUUUUGCUGCAGUGAAGCCUCAGUAUAGUGAACCUCAACUUGCGUAAACUACAUAUGCAUGAUAUAUAAACACUUUGUUUUUCCUUUUUUUCUUUUCCUGGUUCGAAUUCACCUGAACACUGUGUGCCCUUUUCCGCAUUUUAGUGAGCUGAUCUUGUUUUGCAGUUUCGAUUUAAUGAUGUCUGUCCUAUUCACUUGCACGUACGAGCACCCACAAAAGUUUAUGAGACACGGGAUUUGUGAAAAAACUGAAUUCCCAUGUUGCCUGGGCUCAUAGCCUCAAAUUUAAAGUUUCGACGCGAGUCCUUGCGAUUUAAACAGUGAUUCAUUAAAGGAAUGCCAUGCAUUAACAGUGGUACAGUAGCUAGCUGGGCGGGUCGGUACAUCUGCAUUAUUACUUACAGUUCGAACAAAUCAAACACGGACAAAGAAGAGGAAUGUAACACAGGCACUCGUGUUAUGUCUCUCUUCUUUUUCCAUGUUUGAUUUGUUCACGCUGUAAGUAAUAAUGCCUUAACAAAGCAGAGGUUCACAGGUAUCAUGGAACCCAUGUCCCGUAUACAUUUGUGGCCGGCUGUACCUAGAGCUUUCGUGACGAAUGCAAGGAGGGCACCAUUCGGCAGUGAACCCAUCAUUUGUGUGCAUUCUCUUGCAAGGAAAUAUUGCCAGUGAACUAAUUUUUACUGCUUAAACAUAGAGACUUCAACUUAAUGAAAUUUGGAAAUAUUAACGAAGUUCUUCACUGUUAGUACAAUUUUUUAUGUUGAGGUUGGGUCGUGUGCUCGUAUGAGGUGUUCAACGUUGAGGUGGUACGUAAUCGUUGAGCAUUGCUUGUAGCGUGUGUCUGCAUCUAAUCUUUGAGAUUGCUUCAUCGUGAAGUGCGAUCAUACAUUCAUUAUUUUAAACUUCAUAUAGCCUCAAAAUAUACUGGUGCAAGCCAGUAAGCUCUGACGAUGGGAGCUACUUCCUGUUAUGAGUUUUUUGGCAGCUCCUAACUAAAGAAUGGGCAGUGGUUUAUGCAUUUAUAACCUCGUAAAAGGAGUCCUUAUUGAUAUUUCUGGAUCAUUAACAGUGAUCUACACUACACUUGGGUUUAAUGGUACAAUGCUUGUAUUGCAAUUAGUAGUUCAAAGUAUAAAACAAUAAGAAAGGUCACUUAAUGGGCGUAUACAUGACAGCAAAAGUAUUCUGAACAAAUAACAAAAUACAUGACUUCCUCGUGACUGCAUCACACAACUUGAAAUUAAGGUGAACAAUGCAGUUGUUGUAUGGGGAAGUAUUCACUUCAAUUUUUCAUUUGACAGUCAAUAUGUUUUCAGCAAAGAAAGCUAGUUUAUUCGCAGGUGUCGUGCCCCAAUGAUUUUUCGAUUGGGGAUACGUUUUUCAUGUAUCAAGGCGAUGUCAAUGACGCAUCACAUUAUACAUGUAAUGUGGCGUUACACGACAAAAGGAACAUUUUUUUAACUGCUUGCUUGAGAUGGCUUUGAUGUCCAAAUGAAGUUCUUGCACAGUGUUGCUUUGAAGGCAGCUAUCGCAGUAAAUUUUGUUUCAGAACAAAAGGAAAUAGUCUUGUUUGCGUCGCAGUGAUGAUUAGAGAGUUUUAGCAUGUCACGAUCGCUGCCACUUUGUAUACCUACUAGAUCUGCUUGUGUUAACUAAGAUGUGGCUAGCGUACAGCGUGCGAAAAGAUCUCUAUUCCAAGGUCAUGGAUGCCGAUAGUCAAUUCAUCCUGUAUACAUUGUUUUUUUUUCUUCUUCAAAUUGCUGAAAGAACUCCCAACCCUGCACAUUAGAUCUGUGCAUAAACGGUUGAUCCUCAAUUUAAUUAACGCAGAUAUAAUGAAUUCUUUUAUAUAACGAAGUAACUUUUCUUGUUGAUAGCAGCUUAUAAUGAAUGUUGAAUAUAACAAGUAUUUUCAUGUUAAAUGUGACUUUGUUACAACAUUGUUUAACAGUAAUUAUGCAGCUAACACUGGAUGCCAGCUCAAGGGUGACUUCCAAUGCCUUGUGGUAUUUAGUUGAAAUUAGGUUUCAAGCAGUUUCGGAAGUCUGUUGCCAAGAACUGGCUUUCUAGUCAUCUUCUAUGGUGCUCAGUUUGCUAAGCUUUAACUGCUUAAUUUGUUUUGGGUGUCUCGUAUCUUUUUCUUCUUCUUUCCAGAAUAUAUGUUUUAACUUUUUCUUGCUCAGAGUCUUGUGCUUUUAAGUGUCUUUUUUGGUGGUUACGUUAUGCAAGUUCUGUUGCUGUUGUUUUGCUACUCUUUGCAUAGUUGAACAAACAUUCUUGGAACGCUUUAGAAUACAUUUUAAUGCUCGGAUUUACAUAUCGAAGGAGUGUUUCUGGUCAGAGCAUUUAUAGAAGUGGAAUUGAUUCCACAUAAGUGACUUCUUUAACACAUUGUUGAACAGAGAUGAUGGUCUUCUAAUAACAGUGGUGGGGACUGUAUGGGUGGAAGUAGCUUUCUUAUCGUGGUUUUGACAGCAGUAAAUCCACCCUUACUGACUCUGGCCAUGAAUGUUUCAUUUUUUAAUGUGUGUGUGUGUGAAUUAAGUGUACUGCUCAGAGACAUAUGUACAGUCCGAGUCGUGAUAACAAGAGAACUCCUGGUUGCAAUCUUGAAAGGUCGCCACUGAUGGCCGAGUUUGAGCACAAGCUGUCGACUUCUACCAGGUUAUUUCUCUAUUGACUAAUAAACUGAACACUACUUUGUUAAACUGAACACGAAAGGAAGAAAUACCACUGUAGGUUCUCUUUGAGCUGAAGAUAAAGGAACAUUGGAAAUAUGUCCAUGAUGCCAGACGUUCAUCCUGCGUCGAAUCAGUGGAAGACUAAAAGGUCCUGAACAGUUGAGCCUGCUGAACGAUACAGAGGGUACAGUUUUCCCAGAAGUUACACAAUCUCUGUAAAACAAACCUGCCACCUGUGGUCUCACCCCUGACACAGGGCUACUUAUUGUAGCAGAGGACAUCCUAAAGGGUGAUUUUUAAUGUGCUGAGGGACACUGUGCUGUACGGUAAUACCAAUAACAGUUUGUUUACCUUGUGUGUGAUGACAGCGUGCCAAUAACUGUAUCAUUUGCAUAUUGUGUUUGCAUCAACACAUGCCAUUGUAUUCAAGGGACAUUGUUAACGUUUCAAUGCCUGAAGUGUCUGGACGUUGCCAAACUAUGCACAAGAUUGAGAAACAGAAUGGUGAAACUCGCAAAAAUCGAUUGCCCAUAUUUUCUUGUUAACAGUGCCACUGCUUACACGUGUUGUUUUUGCGUAGUUGUUUCUCUGUAUUUAGGUUUGCCUGAGGGGGCUCUGUGUUAUUUGUUAUGGUCGGUAGUCUUAGGAAAGAUGUAGAAAGAAUAGUAAUUUGUCUACAAAAGCAGCACCGUUGUAAACUUAAUGCUUCACUGUAGUACUACUUAGCCAAUAUAGUUAGACGCACAUUUGCUUUGGCUAACAUGCACGCUAUCGAAUUAGCUUAUCUUUUCAGUCGUUUUUCACUCUGGCUGAACAACUCAGUGAUAGGUUAUUUAAAGACCGAUCAUUUAUUCUGAAGGAUGCCUAUUUAGACACAAACCAAACUGCCAAGAAGUGUUGCCAAAGCAGAACAGUGCAAUAUUGUAUUUAUACAGGUAGCUAUUCACUUUGGCAAUUUUAAUAAUACAAAGUGCGCAGUUUUCCAAGAAGUUACAUGAUCUCCAUAAAACAAACGUGCCACUUGUGGUCUCGCCCCUGACACAGGACUACUUAUUGUAGGAUGCAAUUGUUCCUGCAGCAUGUAUCUAUAUCUGUGAUAACCGAGAACAAUUCCAGCUGUUAAAGAACCUAGAAAAAGUGUUUCUUUAUUAAAUUUAAAAGACAUUUGUUUACCGAGUUUUAGAGGUUUUUUGUGUCUGUUGUGUUUGUGGCCUUGUUGUAAGCUUGGCGUUUUGUGACACACAACAUAUAGAGGUUUAAUAAAUAGCUUUUGUUAAACUUG
Dermacentor andersoni is the source of this 7297-nucleotide messenger RNA. RefSeq names its product XK-related protein 6-like. Gene Ontology annotation, biological process: engulfment of apoptotic cell; phosphatidylserine exposure on apoptotic cell surface; apoptotic process involved in development. The record is from RefSeq and is a predicted model, not a curated record. Gene Ontology annotation, cellular component: plasma membrane. NCBI's taxonomy places the organism in Eukaryota, Metazoa, Arthropoda, Arachnida, Ixodida, Ixodidae.